Molecule: messenger RNA, 2302 nt
Organism: Onychostruthus taczanowskii (white-rumped snowfinch)
Lineage: Eukaryota; Metazoa; Chordata; Aves; Passeriformes; Passeridae
Product: protein CDV3 homolog
Exons: 4
Coding region: 16-471 (151 amino acids)
Cellular component (GO): cytoplasm
Source: RefSeq, a predicted model, not a curated record
AGUAUUAUCUCAGUUAUGUUCUUCUUUUCUACUUUGGUUGCAGAGAAAGUGACAACUUCUAUUUUUCUCUUCUUACAGGAAGAGGAUGAUUGGAAGGAGUUUGAACAAAAGGAAGAAAUUGAUUAUAGUGGUCUUAGAGUUCAGUCCAUGCAAAUAAGUGAAAAAGAAGAUGAUGAAAGUGAAAAAAGAGAAGAACCUGGUGACAGUUGGGAAGAGACUGGUAGUGGUGGUAGUGUAGACAGAUCAUCUGGUCCUUGGAACAAGUCAGCUCCUGCACCAGCCCCUGUCGUUGAACCAAUUGUUACAGAAACUGCGGAACCAGUGCAGACGGGUGGCGUGUACCGGCCGCCAGGUGCCAGGGAAGGCGGGCGGCCACGGAGAGCGCAGCAAGGACCACCAGAGAUCUACAGUGACACGCAGUUCCCCUCACUGCAGUCCACCGCCAAGCUCGUAGACAGCCGAAAAUACUGAGCCUUCGUAAAGGUUGACUACCUCAGACUUGAUGCACUCAUUGUGGACACCAUGUGGAUCACAACUUCUGGAAGAGAAGGUUACAGCUGUUUUAGUGGCCAUCUGAAACUUGAAACCAGCUCUACUGGAUUCCUGUCAGAAAUCCUGCAGAAGUCAGCCAUUUGGUUCCAAUUUGCUAUAACAAAGAUUUAAGUGACCUUAAUGACAAACCUGUUCGUUCCCCUUCUGAGGAAUCCUGUCACGUGUAGCCAUAGCCUACUAGAGACUUCUGGAGCGUCCCAUACCACUCACACUAUCCAAGUACAACAGAGCUGUAGUUUGUUUACCUUUCUAGAGUGCUGUACGGAAGUAACUGCAAAACAAAUUAAAACUCACUCAGUAUCAGAUUGGAGGAAUGAUGGGUUUGAAUGGUUUGUUUGCAUUAGCCAUUUUCUAAGUUGUCUAAGUGGUUUUUUUUUUCUAUUAUCCACAAAAGAAAUGCCUGCCUUGUUUCUGAUAUGGAUUUGCAGUAUAUUUAAAUAAUGGUAAAAUGUAGUGAAUUAGGGUUUUAUUUUGGUUUUUGUCAUGAAGUUUGUCUUUCUCACCCUAAAGCACUAAGAGUUUUGAUUUGACACAGAGGUAUCCAGACUCCAACUACAGUCUUGAGAAUUUGUCCUUUAAUAAUGAGACAUGUGGCAGUAGCGAUGCUAGAUAAAAACUGUCUUCUAUCAAAAACAAUUAUUUGUUUAUUGAGGAGUGAUGCUUAUUUGAUAAACAGAAUAACUUAAUAUACAGAGAGAUAACUAAAGCUGGUAAGCCUGAUUUGUUUGGCUACUUCUGUGAAGCGUGCAGCUGUCUGAGGCAGCAGUCCUCCAAAUAUAAAUGGUGUUUAUUCACAGUCAGAAAGUAAUGAUGGAAGGCAGUGACUUCUUAAAGUUACUUAAUUUAGUGUAAGUAGGCAAAAUGGCACUGGUACACGAGGAAUAUAGGACAUUGCCUGUAACUGUUUCAGUGAGCCAAACCUGUCAAGUACCAGAAGUGUUCUGCUGUAACUGUUUUUCUCUUCUCUGAAUUUUUACACCAGAAGCAAAAUGAAGUACAAUAGUGGUGUGCUCCAGUGUUGAGGUUUCUCAGAGUAAAUGCCAAAAAAUAGACCCAACAUCCACAAGUGUUGCCAAUGGCAAGAAAAACAAGGGAACAAAACAAAGCUUGCUUACGUGUGUCAGAGUACUGUGUAUGUGCAGAAGAUAAGGAUAGUUCAGGAAUCACCCGGUUGGGUUCCCUUUGACUAACUGCUGACUUGCUUUAAAUUUACUUCUCUGAGGUCAAUGCAGAUUUUGCUGCUGACUUCAGUGGGGCUGGGGUUUCACCUGGUUCUUUUGAGCACAGACUAAAACUGGCCUUGCCCUUGCAGAGUUAACUGUCCAUAAAAAUUCUCCUAGAAGCUGCUAUUAAAGAGAGGGCUCAAGAGACUAUUCCUAAAGUUGGAGACUUCAUUUGGAAACAAAACCCCACUGAAAGACUGAUACCAAUACCUUGGACUCUGAGCCAUGUAUCUUUCUUGAAAAUCCAUUGUUGCCAGCAAAAGUGUUGUUGUCACAAUUUCUGUGGAAUUCAUGGUAAAUGGACAUGUCACUUGAUGGGGUAGAGAUGUGAAGUCUUAUGCUUUUCCUGAUGCUCUAAAGAGAUGUCAAUCACUAAUGCACAUGAACAGAGUUUUAGUCUCCUUUGUGAAGGGUAGAUGAGACUGUCCAUUGUACCACCUUUAUUUGAGGUUUUUGGGCAUGAAUCCUGGCAGUUCAAGAAAACCCUGUAAAAGUUUCAAAUCAAAUAAAAUGGAAAUAUACAUGGA